AUGAAAUAACAUUAGAAGAUCUUGAUUGAGUCAACAAAAACUGCUUCAGUAUUGCAUUUAAUAUUUCAUGUUUAAUUGAUUAGCUUGAUUAUAUAUAAUGAAGAAGAAACAAUAAAAGUUUAGAAUUAAAAUUAUUCCUUAAAUUUAUUAUAAGCUUUCUAUUACUUGAAUUAGAUUGGAAGACCAUAUUAAGUUUUGUUACGCUUUUAAAAUUUUAGACUUUUUGCAUUUUUACCUUUUACUGUAUUCCUAUUUUUGAUUUCAAUCGGGUUUAUGAAGAAAUUGGUUAUUCAUUAUUUGUUUAACAAAUAAAUGAUAAAAACAAAUGUUAUUGAGAAUUCUAAUCACAAAUCUUAACUUCCAAUUGUAUAUUAAUUGUAUUUUUACUUAUUUGCAUUAUAUACAUUUGAUUUUUAUGUUAUUUCAAUAGCUGAAUCAACUGUCAAUGCAGUAAUAUAAAAUAUAUAAGUAUUAAUCAUCACAGUUUUACUACUAUUUAAUUCAGUGAUUUUUGUAUUUAUUAAUAUCUUAUGUUCAGAAUCUAUUCAUUUCAAAAGUUCUCCUUUACAUGUACAACAAUUAUAAAAAAAUCAAUUUUUGAAUAUCAUUUUGAUCAUUUUUUCUAUGUAUUUCAAAUAAAAAAGUGAUGAAGUUAGCAUAAUUCUUGUUUACAUAUUAAACAUUAUAAUUUUACCUUAUUAUCUAUACACAGAAAUUUUAAAAUAACCUAGCUUUUUAAAUAAACUCUCUUUAAUCAUAUUAUCUUUUGGAUUUUUUUAAAAUAUAUUUUCUUUAAUAUUAAUUGGGGCUAAAUUUGAAUAUAGAAUUGGAUUAGUAUAUAUUUUGUGCCCAUUUUUUAUCAAUAUUAUCAUUUACUAUUAGAAAGCAAGAAAUAAAUUAAAUUUCAAAAAAAAUAGAGACAUUUAGGAAAUAUACUAGAAUUUAAUGAUUUUAUCUGAUGAAAAAUCAAAAUAUUAAAAAAAGCAUUAAUUUGAUUUCAUUAUUUUCAAAUAAAAAAAUGAAUAGCUUAUGGAUUAGGAUCUUUUUUAAUAAGAGUUAACCAAUUUUAAUAAUAAAAUUAUUAAGGAAAGUAAAUCACAAAAAACCUUCUGGUAUUAAAAAUAUAUUUAAAUAAAAUAUCAUUAAUAAAAUUAUACUGAUACAAUCUCUUUGAUAUAUCACUUUACUUAAAAUCAAUUAUAUUCAGAGUCUUCAAAAUCAUAUUUCAGAGUAUCUAUAUAACUUUCAUUCUUACAAAGAUUAUAAUUAGAUUUAAUAUAAAAAGAGGUUUAUUAACUCCUUUAUUAUAACAUUACUAAAGGAAAUGAAUCUUCUGAAAAUGAAUUAGCUCGAUAAUAUAUAAUUUAUUCAAAAAUUGUGUAAGAAAAUCAAUUCGAAAUUAAAAAUUUAUUUCUUCUCAAGGAAAAAAUCUAUUAAUAAAUGCUUUAAGGAAAAAAUUAAAACUAAAAUUAAUUAUUUAAUUUAUCUUAUUCUUUGACUCAAAAAUCCUUAAAGUAUCUCAAAAAAAUAAAGAUUGACUUAUUUGUUCAUAAAACUUUUAGGAUAUAACAAUUACUAAUAAUGCUUUAUGUGGAUUUUUUUAAUAACAUCUUUCAAGCUGAAACUGUUAGAUAUAAUCAAAUUAUUAAUGAAGAUAACAAACAAAAUAUUUAUGAAUAAUAUUCUUAUAUUGGAUUGUAAAUAUUAGAUGAUAUGGAAAAUCUAGAGAUUAUUUAGUAUAGUUAAGAUAUAAUUUAAACCUUAGGAUAUUCAAAAAAUAAUCUAGAGCAUGAAAAAUUAAACUUUAAAACAUUGAUUCCAAUAGAAUUCUAUGAAAUUCAUUAGUUUUUGAUAAAAAGAUUUUUAUAAACUGGUUUAUGUAAAAAAUCAUCAAAACCAUAUGAACUAUUAAUUAAAGGAAAUUAAGAAACUUUUUUUUACAUUUAGUUAUAAUUAAGUGUUUAGCCUUUAACAAAUAAUUAUAUUUAAAUUUUUACAUUUAUUAAAUUUUUAGAAAACUAACCCAUUUCUGUGUUUAUAAAUAAGGAUAAUAAAAUUAUUGGUUUUACGAAUAAUUUUAUAAAUUAAGUUAAAGAUUUUGGACUUGAUAAGAAAUCUCUUAUAUAAAGUGAUAUAAAUAAAUUAAUAUCUAAUUUUAAAAAGUUACCUCUAUAAAAGAACACAAAAAUUAAACUUUUAUAAAAUUAAUAAGAAUUAAAUGCAAUAAUGAUUGAAAAAGAUAAUAUAUUUGAAUUGCAAAUAAUUGAUAAUUAAGAUUUUAUAAUAAAUUCUGAUUCAGAAGAUUAACAAAGUGUUAUUAAAAGUCUAUCUUAAAAAUUAUUGCCUAAUUAAGAAUCUUUUGUUAUAAUACCUAACCAUCAAUUCUUUGAAGAUAUAAAUCUCCCGCUUUCAGAAGAGAGGAGAGAUAAAACUGAUUAAGAAUUAUUGUAAUAAGAUGAAAAGAAAAUUUGUAUUGGAACUAUGAAAAGCAAAUUUCAUAGUGAUAAAAGUGAAUCUUUCAAAGAUAAUGAUUAAAGACUUUCAAAAAAUAGUCUCAAUUAAAAUUAAGAGGAUAUUAAUAAUGAUGAUUAAGCAUCAUCAAAGUUUUCAAAGGGAUUUCUUGAUACUGCUAUUUUUUAUAGCAAAUAUAAUUAAAUGAAUAAAUUUCUGGAAAACAAGAAACUAUUAUUCAUUUAUAUUUCUAUUUCAUUAUUUUUGUUUGUUUUAAUAAUAAACAUUACUUAUUUUCUUAUCUAAGUAUUUUAUAUUAUGCCAAAUUUUGAUGAAGUUGCUAAUGAUGCAGAUUUAUUAUCAAUAAAAUCUAAUUUUUUAGUGCCUGUUCAUGAUUGCAUAACUUCUCAAAAUGCAUUUGUAAAUUAUUAUAUGUUAUCAAAAUACUAAGUGAUCACAUUAGAAACAGCCACAAAGAAAAUGCCUUUUUCUCGAGAUGCUAUCAGAAAGUCUUAUGAAAUUCUUAAAAAAUCUUAUAUUGCACAAUUAAAUAACAGAAACUUAUAAGUGUUUUUUUAUGAUAAAAAUAUCUAAAUGCAAUUUCUUAAAGAUAACUCUUUAGAAUCAAGGUAGAUUCCUCUUAAAACAUCAUUAUUUCAUUAUUUGGAGUCUUAGUACUUUGUAAUAUCAGAUAAUUCAGAAAUUAAUUUAAAUUUAAUAGAUUUAAUAGUUUCAAAUGACUUUGUUUACUUUAUGGCAAACUUAUUAACCUUUGACAACUAUUUUGAUUCUUUAAGUGAUGAAGUUUCACUACUAAUCAUAAAUAGAAGUUUAAACAAAGAGAAUGAAGGAACUAAAAUAUUUUUAAAAAUGACAUUUCUUUAGAUUUUAUUCAUUCUAUUAGGAUUUUCUUAUGUUUUAAAAAACUAUUAAACUCAUUCAAAACAUUUUAAUUUAUAUACAGAUAUUAAUUAAUAUGCAUUAUAAAUUGAAUUACAACGAUUAAGUUAGAUAGAUUAACUUUUGAUGAAAGAUAAUGCAUCAUAAUACUAUAAUUUUGAAAUAGUUAUACAUGAAAAGAAAAUUCAAUAAAACUUAGCAUAUUACAAUUCAAAAAAUAAUUAAGUGAGAUUGCAGUGUUAAUAAUAUAAAGCACCUAGCUUAAAAAUUUUAAUAAUAUUUUUGAUGUUCACAGCUUUUAUCUUGUGUCCUCAAGUAAUAUUAGAAUAGAUUGAUAGCAAUUUUUAUGAAAAGUAUUAAGUAAGUAGUUAUUGGUUGGAAAAGAUUUCAUAAACUAGUUCAGCUUUGAUUGCUGUUUAUUCAUACAGAGAAACUAAUUAUCAAAUAAGUUAACACAGCCCUUAUUAUUUUUUUUAUUCAGAUGAUGUUCGAAUUUUAUAAAAUGAAAAAGUGAUUGAAGAAUUAGAAAAAAUAAAUGAUUUUAUUACUUAAUUUCCAUAUUUAGACUAGUAACUAUUUUUAUAAUUAUAAUUUAGUGAAUCAAUGAUUAUAGAUGACUAAACGAUUGAGCUAUUAGAAAAUAUUCAAUCUACUAAUGUUUGUAAUUUUAUAACACAUGUAUCGAAAUAUUUAUUAAUUUAGUUCAACAAAUCAUUGGCUCAAGAACAUUGUGAUUCAGUUUUUAAUGGAGUGAUGAAAUUAGGAAUUUAUAAUUCUAUUUCCACAUUGCAUUAACAGAUAUCAUAAGAAUAUGCUAAUACAAAUGGAUUUGAAGCAAAGUUGAGGCCAGUAAUAGCACCUUACGAAGAAAUAGAGUUAGGAAUGAUAACAUCUGAUGCAAUUAUGUCGAUUCUUGAUUAAAUUUUAGAUAGUGUGACAGAAGCAAUAAAUAAGAUAAGAAUAACUCAUUAAGUAUUGUAUUUAGGGUAUUUUAGGUAUUGAGUAUAAUUUAUAUUCUAUUGGAUUUAGUAUUAGUUAUGGUAUUAUUUACCUAAUAUCUUCCAUUUUUGGUUUAGUAACAAGAGAUUGUAAGGAGUAUGAUAUUUUUGAUACCACAAUAUUAAUUUUAUUUGGAUCAGAAAUUUGAAACAAAUUUUCGAUUGUUACUGUUACAAACAAAAUGA
Paramecium sonneborni is the source of this 4535-nucleotide messenger RNA. NCBI's taxonomy places the organism in Eukaryota, Ciliophora, Oligohymenophorea, Peniculida, Parameciidae. The record is from the annotation of a GenBank genome assembly.